Messenger RNA from Dromaius novaehollandiae (emu), 2391 nucleotides. It is a transcript of the gene FAS, whose product is annotated as Fas cell surface death receptor. NCBI's taxonomy places the organism in Eukaryota, Metazoa, Chordata, Aves, Casuariiformes, Dromaiidae. The record is from RefSeq and is a predicted model, not a curated record. Gene Ontology annotation, biological process: motor neuron apoptotic process; immune response; regulation of stress-activated MAPK cascade. Gene Ontology annotation, molecular function: protein binding; tumor necrosis factor receptor activity. The transcript has 9 exons. Gene Ontology annotation, cellular component: CD95 death-inducing signaling complex; membrane raft; external side of plasma membrane. Bases 320 to 1453 code for a protein of 377 amino acids.
GCAUGCAAAUAAUGCAUGUAUACAUUUCGAAAGCCUAGAUCUGAUCCCCAUAAGGUUGAUCUGCUGGAACUUGUCGCUUGAAGGAAAUUUACCCGGUAUGAAGAACACUCAAACAGGGGAAGAAUCUGAGGCCUGAGAAUCCACAAAUCACAUCAGUUUUCUAAGAAACUGGAGCUCCUGUCACUCUGCCCUAGGAACAAAGAUGAAAGCAGGUCUUCAGAGUUUCCUUAGCUGAUGCCUGUUGCUGAAUGCACUUUGGAAGACUGUCGGGGUGAAGGGGAGAGGGAGAAGGCAGAACGAUCUCGGAAGUGCCUGGGCAAUGCAACAGGAGCCAAACCAGAAAAUCUGCACCCGUGUGAUUGGUUUUAUAGAUUCUGCUAAGGUGGUUGGCUUAAUUAUUGAAUCACAGUGCAAAAAUGGUACUGAAGCUCCAAUACACACAGCAUAUAAUAAAUUUAUUGCAAGAAGGAUCAUUGCUAGAAGGGAAAUUAAGUGUACCCUGGCUGAGUACAAUUUAGGCGGUACAUGUUGCAAGAAAUGUGAACGUGGCUUUGUUAAAAAUACUAAGUGCCCAACAAACAUUAGAGAACACUGUGUUCAGUGCAAAUACGGACAGGAGUACAUCGAUCAUACCAACGAUUUGGACAAGUGUCUGAGAUGCGAUUCUUGUGACAAUGUGCUUGGUUUGGAGACUGCAAAGAAAUGUACCCCAAUACAGAACACAGAAUGCACUUGUAUAAAGAACCACUUCUGCAAUUCUUCUGGGUCAUGCACACACUGUGAGCCAUGUACCAUAUGUGAAAAUGGCCUAGUUGAAAAACAAUGUAAUUCAACUUCAGACACCGUAUGCAAAAUGAAAGAAGAAGGAAGCCUAUCAUGGAUCGCUGGAGUUGUUUUGGGAUUUGUACUGUUAAUGCUAGCUGGAGGAAUAUUCUGGUAUAAGAGAAAAUCUAAGGAUCUUCCUAGCAAACAGUCCCCGGGUGAAGCAGUCCCCAAACCAGGAGUUCCUUCUGAGAUGGUACCUCUCAUAUAUGCAGAUAUUGACCUGAGCGCCCAUAUUCCUGGUAUUGUGGGGGAGAUGACACUCCAAGAUGUCAAGACAUUCGUUCGUAAUCACAAAGUACCAGAACCCGUCAUAGAUCAAAUUCUUCGGGAUAAUUUUAGUGAUACAUCUGAACAGAAGAUUAAGCUGUUUCAAGUCUGGUAUCAAAGACAUGGGAUAAAAGGAGCUUAUGGAACCCUAAUCAACAGCCUGAGAGAGCUUAAAAUGCGUACUGCAGCUGAUAAAAUUGAGGAAAAACUGAAGGCAGCUGUUCCCAACAGCCAGGAAGGUGGACAAUCUUACAAUGAUCACAUUGAGCAAAGCACAACCUGCACUCUGGAAGGUGAAAACUCUUAUGUUGAUAAUGCUGAGCUAAGUAAAACCUAUUCUGACAGUUUGGAAGAGACAUAGCAUAGCAUCAUUUGAAAAUUAUUUCUAAUUCAUUUUGUAUUUUUGUAAUAAUAUAAACCAUGAAGCUUUUAAUUGUCAUCUUCUUUGGCAGCUCACUAAGAUCCAAGGAGUUUAUAAUGUGAACAAGGAACAGUUAUGAUUUUUUGAGAUGCAUCUUUCCUUUUUUAAAACGAAAAGUUAUAACCAUCUAUUUAGGUUAUUAAGAACUGUGAGGAAAAGUUUUAGAGCUCAUUUACUAAAAGUUACAAUAUAAGAGUUCAGCUAUUAGACUCAGUACCGAAAGAAAGAAGUCGAUCAUUACUUGAAGAAAAGGUUUAGUUCAAAUGUGUGGUCCUGCAUACUGUAUCACUAUAAUGUUUUGCUUAUAUUAAAAUUGCAGGAUGUAGCUUUUCCCUCUUACUGAAUUUUUCAAAGAGAAAGUUCUGGUUUUAAAAGUCUAUGAAGUGUACCAGGAAAAAGCUUGAACAAAAAAAUCUGUUCUUUUACAUACUACACCCCUCAUUAUUUCUGAAUAUAGGUAUUAAUCUAUAAUGAAAUUCUAUUCUUUUGUAAGCAGGACUUUUCACUUGUAUAAAAGUACAGCUUUGAGUGUGUGUGUGUGUGUAGGUGUGUAAUAUAUUUCUGUGUGUGCAUGUGUGUAUACAAACUGUGUAUGUGUGUACAUAUAUAUGCGUAUGUAUAUAUGCACAAGUUUUUAUGUGCAGAAGCCCCAGGAUAAGGGAAAGGUAUUAUUUCCCUUGUUUUCUGCAAUGAUUGCAAGGCUCUUCUAAUGUUAAAACUCUUCAGAGAUGCAGGAGCUGGAAUGGCGCAGAACUGUGGUUUUGGGAGGUCAACCCAGCACAAGCUGUGGAGUCUCCAAACUUAAGUGUGCAACACUAGCUUUCCUAAUGCAAGAAAUGAUAAUAAGGAAAAUGUAAUAAUAAAAUCAAAGUAGUGAA